Molecule: messenger RNA, 2514 nt
Organism: Cynocephalus volans (Philippine flying lemur)
Lineage: Eukaryota; Metazoa; Chordata; Mammalia; Dermoptera; Cynocephalidae
Gene: ALKBH3
Product: alkB homolog 3, alpha-ketoglutarate dependent dioxygenase
Exons: 10
Coding region: 187-1047 (286 amino acids)
Biological process (GO): DNA repair; DNA alkylation repair
Cellular component (GO): nucleus
Molecular function (GO): dioxygenase activity
Source: RefSeq, a predicted model, not a curated record
GAGUCGGUGCCUCACGCUUAAGGUUCCCCCGACCGCAGGUGGCAAGAGCGGGGCUGGGGCAGCGGGUGUCGCUCCAAGGCCUAGCGGGGUUGGAUCUGCGCGCCGGGUCCGACAGGUACCAUUGUGCGGUUUGAAUCAGGAACAAAAUCUUCUGAAAGCUCAGAACAGAAGCCUUUUUUGGUCAACAUGGAGGACAAAAGACAGCGAGCCCGUGUACAGGGAGCCUGGGCUGCCCCUGCUAAGAGCCAGGCCAUUGCUCAGCCAGCUACUACUGCUAAGAACCAGCUCCACCAGAUGCCUGGUCAUACCUGGGGGAACAAAGAGCAUCAUCUGUCUGACAGAGAGUUUGUGUUCAAGGAACCGCAGCAGGUAGUACGUAAGGCCCCAGAGCCACGAGUGAUUGACAGAGAGGGUGUGUAUGAAAUCAGUCUGUCACCCACAGGUGUAUCUAGGGUGCGUUUGUAUCCUGGCUUUGUUGACUUACAAGAAGCCGACUGGAUAUUGGAACAGCUUUGUCGGGAUGUUCCCUGGAAGCAGAGGACCGGCAUCAGACAGGAUAUAACUUAUCAGCAACCAAGACUUACAGCAUGGUAUGGAGAACUUCCUUACACUUAUUCAAGAAUCACUUUGGAACCAAAUCCUCACUGGCAUCCUGUGCUGAGCACACUAAAGAACCGCAUUGAAGAGAACACCGGCCACACCUUUAACUCCUUACUCUGCAACCUUUACCGAAAUGAGAAGGACAGUGUGGACUGGCACAGUGAUGAUGAACCUUCGCUAGGGAGGUGCCCCAUCAUUGCUUCGCUCAGUUUUGGUGCCACACGCACUUUUGAAAUGAGGAAGAAGCCCCCACCAGAAGAGAAUGGAGACUACACAUAUGUGGAAAAAGUGAAGAUACCCUUGGAUCACGGAACCUUGCUAAUCAUGGAAGGAGCUGCACAAGCUGACUGGCAGCAUCGAGUGCCCAAAGAAUACCACUCUAGAGAACCGAGAGUAAACCUAACCUUUCGGACAGUUUAUCCAGACCCUAGAGGAGCGCCCUGGUGAUGGGAAGUCUUUGAGAGAGAAGCUGCACAGAGACUGAGCAAACCUCCCCCGAGAAGAAACCUCAAGAGGCUGGCUCAGCUGAUCUCCUGGUGUGGCUGUUUGGAAGAUAGUGGGAUUUGUUCCCCAGUUUGGAGUCCCAUUAAAUGAGAGCCAGCAGUUUGUGUUGGUAAUAUGUCUAGUGUGGGAACAGUUCUCCCUAAUCACAUCUCAAAAUCGCAUAUUAUCUUUAGGCAAGUUAAAAACUGCUGUGGCCAUGCUCACAAUGAUUUCAUCCAUAAGCAGUUCUUUACCCCUUCCCUUUACUGUCCUCUCCCCAUUUGAAGAAAUGUGAAUGGAUUGCCUCUGGGGAAAAUCUGCACAUGUUCGUUCCUUGUGACUUUAGUGAAGUGGAGAUAUAAAUGUGCGUCAGUGACUCUAGCCUUCCGUAGGCAGACAGCUGCUGAAACCCAAACAAAGGUGGAGUCACGGGGCUUUGUUGAAGUCUGCCUUGACUCCCUAACAUCUUGGCUUUUAUGCUAUUGUAAUAAUAGGAAGCUGCAUAUUCAGGGAGUGUUCUACUUGCCUGUCAGUCUUCCUGGACACAGACAGCUUACGGGCCUCCAAAUAAAGAGUGAAGGCAUAUGCUCUAGUCCAAACACCUUCUAGCAAUCACCUGGACUACUUGUUAUACAAGAGAAAUGAGAAGUACCAGACUGAAAUUGAGGCCGGAGAGCAGCAAGUGCCUGCUAACGACAGCUGUUCCACAUGGAUUAGUUCUCCCUAGAGAAUUACUUGACUCAUUUAAACCCAAGCAGAAAGAAGCGGGAGCAGUCCUUUAGGGAAUAGACUCAAUGACCUAAUAGUUCUCUUCACCUUAGAUUUCAGUCACCCUAUGACUAAGGCUCCCUUCUGACUCAGUGUUCUCUUACAUACAAGUUCCUGAGGUACAGGGGUUAGUCUGUGAUGUCACCAAGGCUCCCAGAACAGAGUGGCUGCGCCUGAUUGCAUCGUAAAAACAUGUGUCUUCUUGAUCUCUUGACCCAAGAUUAGUGUGCCAGAUUAACUCCAAACAUAUGGAAAACCUGAAAGAAAGAAAAUGAAUAUAAAUGGAUGGAAAUAAGGCCAGAGUUGAAUUUCUCUAUCUGCCUGUGGGGAAAAUUUACAGAGCCUCCUUGUUUUUUAUCCUGUUUCCAUUCCAUGCUGUAAGAUUGAUGAUCCUCAUGAUCAUGGUACAGUGCCCAAGGCCGGACAAGCUCUUACUCUGAGCUCAGAUGUAAUGCCAUGCCUGGCCAGGCUCUGUUCUCUGACAAGCUCUCUGGCUCCUUGCAUUGUAUUCCCUAUUUUUUUUUUUUUUUUUUUUUUAACAUGAGUAGAGCUCCUUUCUCUAAGAAAUACUAAAUGCUUUAUAAAAUUUGAGCAUCAUACUAAGCCUUCCUGUGAGCGAGGUACAAAUCACCAUAAAAAUAAAAUAAAACCUCUAUUAAUUAA